AUGCCUUCGGAGGUGAUAGCAGAGAAGUCGAUGCAGCGGGAGCUGGCGGACUCCAUCAUUCGCAUGGUGCCACUUGAUGAGAUUAGAAUUCUGCUUGCUUGUGGAGCGAAGGUAAAUGAACCAGUGACCCAAGGUUUACGUCCACUCCACUACGCGAUUUGGCAGCGAUACCUCGAAGCCACCAGGCUUCUGGUCGUUCGUGGAUGUGACGUGAACGCUAGAGACGACUGCGGAUAUAGCGCACUCCAUCUUGCUGCUGAGCAUGGCUACACUGAACUUGUGAAACUGUUGCUGCAAAGUGGUGCAGCGGUAGACUACAGACCUGAUACGGACGAAGAGUUCCCCCGAACCACUCUCUGUGACGAACCACUAAGAUUGGCUAUUAGAAACAAGCAUUAUGAGGUCGCUCGUCUUCUUCUAGAACAUGGUGCUGAUCCGAAUAAACGUUACUUCUUCGGUGCGGAGAUAAACCUGGUAUCGGAUCCUGAAUAUUUGGAGUUGCUUCUCACUUUCGGAGCUAAUCCUGACUCCAGGGAUAGAGCUGGACUCACACCUCUUAUGAAGGCUGCUAGGCAAAGAAAGGGUAUGGACGCUGUGUUGCUUUUGAUCAGCUUCGGGGCCGAUGUCAACGCUAUGACCGAUGCACGGAGUGACUACAGAACAGUCAUGCACUAUGCCGUUCUCAGUGGCAACCCAGAGGUGGUGAAUUUAUUAAUCAAACAAGGAGCCCGAGUGAACUAUGAGUGUCCAGAACUGAGCAAGCCGAGUCCUUUAGACCUCGCAAUAUUGAAAGGAGAUGUCAGCAUGCUACAGAUGCUGUUACAUGCUGGUGCCCAAGUGAACGCUUCGAGUUCAGUCAUCGGGUCUCCAUUGCACGUCGCCUGCUCCGAUAACAUCGCAAAUGGGAAGGAAAUCGUCAAAAUCCUUCUAGAAAGUGGAGCAGACCCGAACCUGAAAGUCUACAACGAUGAAGACGCGACACAACUCCGCCCAGCCCUGGCUGAGUAUCUGGCGAGCAAUGUGGCACCCAGCGCAGAGAUUAUCACUCUACUGUUGAGAUAUGGUGCUAGGGUAAUUAUGAAAACUCAAUUCCGUGAUCCCGACGGCAUCCUCAAUCAUCUCCAGAACGUCACCUCAGAAGAAUACCAGCACAUCUUCUACCUACUCCUAGAAGCGGCCGAAGCGUUUGACCUCUGUAUGAUCAAGAGGAACAACGUAGUCACUCCUCUGCAAAAAGAAGUUCUAAUACACCGUGCUAAGACUCCAAUUUCCUUGUUAGCACAAUCUAGGAUAUUUCUGAGAAGGUACUUUAAAACUACCCUCAUUGACGUCGUACCAGAAUUGGAAAUACCAAAGAUUCUUCAUGAGUACCUUCUUUUUAAUUGCAGUUAA
Arctia plantaginis is the source of this 1392-nucleotide messenger RNA. The record is from the annotation of a GenBank genome assembly. Lineage: Eukaryota; Metazoa; Arthropoda; Insecta; Lepidoptera; Erebidae.